This is a messenger RNA of Paramuricea clavata, 1860 nucleotides long. The record is from the annotation of a GenBank genome assembly. NCBI's taxonomy places the organism in Eukaryota, Metazoa, Cnidaria, Anthozoa, Malacalcyonacea, Plexauridae.
AUGUUGUCAUAUCAUCAUCCAAACGUUUCUAAUGGUCUGUUACCUAUUCCUGCUAGUCCUACGAUCAAGAGUAACAACCCUGGUGACUUUAUUAAAGGUUCCUUAUAUCCAAUUCCUUAUCAAGCAGUUAUUGCUGUCGAAGGUGUAAAGACUCAUGAAUUAUUAACUUGGGACAUUAAUGUUACUUCACAAUCUGUCAAAGUUAAAAUGGAAUGGUCUGUUCUGGAUGGCUCUACAAUUGUAAAGUCGGACAGUAUACCUAAAGCAGUUGUUAACUCCAUAUCUUCCUACAAUCUUGUUCAACCAACAUGGUCGACUUCCUAUUCCAGCAAAAAAUUUUCAUUAAAAUGUGAUUGGAAGUUGUUAUCAUCUACAAACAGUCCUUCAACUUAUAGCACCUAUCUUCCAAAUUUGACACCUACUAUAAAGAACUUGUCAAAUGAUUCUGGCUAUAUGUCUCAUAUCAAUUCCCAGUCUUUCCUGAAUGCCUCUACUCCCUACCAUACCCCAUACCCUGUUCAUUCCCCCCGACAUGAUGUUUACAGACCUCGUUUUAAACAGCCGGUGUUCUACCCGGGUACUCCAUCAAAGCAGGUUAAUCAUGUACAUCAAGUUAACACCCCCAAAAAUUCCCCCCAACAUACCUUUCAAAAACCUCCAGUCGAUCAUCGUCCUUCAUCGGUUGGUCCCUCCCCCCCUUCCUCACCCAAGUCAUCUAACCCGCCUGAUCCCGAACUCCCUCAUACCUCAUCCGAUACCGUCCUAUCCACCCCUGACCCUCAUGACCCCCCUAUAUCUGAACCUUCCCUUACACCAAAUGAUUCCCUUAAUUCCCAUCCCUCCCAGUUAUCUCAUGCCUCCCCUCCAUCUAACCCGCCCGAACCCCCUAAUACCUCAUCCGAGAAUCCCUUAUCCACCCCUGACCCAAAUUACCCUCCUAUUGACCCCCAUAUACCCGAACCCUCCCCCACAUUAAAUGAUUCCCCUAACUCUCACCCCUCCCAUUCACCACCUGCCUCCCCCCAAUUACCUCCCGGUGUCCCUCCUGUAACCGAAACCCUUCAUACAUUACCUGAGACCUUUCCCCCUAAUUCCGAAUUUACCCGCAUCGAACCCCCCGAAUCCCAUCCCCCCCCUGCUGAUCCUUCUGAUGGUGUUGCUAAGAAACCUAAAUAUAAAAAGAAGAAAAAGUCGCAUCAAAAUAAGAACCCCCCAAUUUCAGUAACCCCCACAACCCUUCCACCCCCCUCCCAAAUUCAUUCACAACCUACCUGUCAGUCUUCUACCUCCAAAGUCGCUGAGAAUCCUGAUACCUGCUCAGCAAAAAUUUUAUCUUCUCCUCAUAAAUUCGUUAUUGCUGAUUGUUCUAAGGAUGGUGAUAUCAUUACCGAACUUACUCCGAAUACACCUGAAUUUGACGCUCAGAACGAGUCUUUCAUCGCCACUCCCAAAGAUCUCCCUGUCAAUUCUGAUGACCUUCUUGCUACAAAUCUCAUCGCUGAUAGAAUGAACAUCAUGGGCAAAUGUCGUCUUUGUAAUACCGAUGUCGAAUCCUUUAACGCUGAUUUCCACCUGUUAGAAUGCAGAAAAAUCGAUCAAAAUGACAUUGAGGACCUUGCUUUUGAAUUUGCAGAUAUUACAAACAAUUCCUAUUAUGAAAUAGUUAAUAUUAUAUACGACUAUUGUAAUUAUGUAAUGCACGAUGAAGAUGUUUCUUACCUGUUUCCUAAAGUUUCUAUUUUUGCCAAAUUCUUGAAUAACAUUGAACUUCUUCUUGAUCGGAAAGCAUCUAAAGUUUUUAAAAAGAAAGAAAUAUCCGGUCAACAAAUGCGUUUCAAUAUCCUGAACUAUAAACUCUAG